AUGCAGGGAUUGCCGCCCCUCUUCCCUCCGCCGGUUGACUCAGGUCCACCGAUUUUGCCAUCCAUCCCCGUCCAUCGUCUUCCACCACCAUAUUUAUUCCGUCCCAUUGUCCACUUCAGCCCGCCGAACCAGGACCUUCCAAAAACUGACGCAACAAAAAACCCAAGGGUCCUGAACUUCGACUCAAACAAACCUCAAAACCGUAACUCCACCACAAAACACCGACCAAAGCAAAAGAACAAAAUCACUUGUUCUUUUUUUUUAUUCGCCCGCACAAGCAGAAUCAACACAUCUUCACACAACCACACACACGACACCGCCAAAAUGGAUGACUGGGACAACGUCACUAAGAUCGGCUCCAAGGCCCGUAGCGGAGCGUCGCAGAGAGAGACCGUCAUCAAGGGAAAGAGUGCUCUCAACGCUGCCCAGCGCAGCGGUUCCGUUAUUGGCACCGAGAAGAAGUACGCCGCAGGCAAUGCUUCCUCUAGACCUGGUGUCGAGGGCCAGCGCCUGACAAAGGUUGACCGCUCCGACGACAUCAUCAAGCCCAACACCGUCGGUAAGGAGGUCGGCGAUGCCAUCUCCCAGGCGCGCCAGAAGAUGGAGCCCAAGAUGACCCAGAAGGACCUCGCUACCAAGUGCAACACCACCCAGUCCGUCGUUGCCGAGUUCGAGCGUGGCGCCGCCGCCCCUGACCAGAAGGUUCUCUCCGCCAUGGAGCGUGUCCUCAACGUCAAGCUGAGGGGUAGCGACAUUGGCGCCCCUCGCUUUGCUAAGAAGAAAUAA
This is a messenger RNA of Colletotrichum truncatum, 786 nucleotides long. RefSeq names its product Multiprotein-bridging factor 1. Lineage: Eukaryota; Fungi; Ascomycota; Sordariomycetes; Glomerellales; Glomerellaceae. Gene Ontology annotation, cellular component: nucleus. The record is from RefSeq and is a predicted model, not a curated record. Gene Ontology annotation, molecular function: DNA binding.